AUGGCAUCUUUCAUGAGUAGGACAGCCCUUUUCCUCCUCCUUUCCGCCGUGGCCUUGUUCGCGGCCGAGGCCAUCCCGGCCUCUCGCAACUUCCACGUGGUCCAGCACCGCCUAGACCUCGCGGCGGAAAUCGGCAAGUUCUGCCAAAGCACCCAAAACGCCACUCUUUGCACUAAAAUACUCCAACCAUACUUUGAAGGCAUUCACUUCGACCAAUUCAAGGCCCUUGACAUCACCCUUGACGCCACCAGUGAACAAGCCAAGUUAACCCUGGCCGCCAUAGAUAGCUUGUUCUUCAAGAAAGGUCUAUCAAAGUCGACAAAGGACUCACUCAAGAUUUGCAAGGAUCAGUACAAGAGCAUCUUGGGUUCCAUCAAGGAGGCCAAAGCUAUGGUGGCUACCAAAAAUGUUAUCGAGGCAAAGUACAAGGUUUCCGCUGUUAUCUCCUUCUAUGAAGCGUGCAGCGACUCCUUCGACAUUGGCGAGACGAUCCCUUUCGCCGCCCAAUCUGAACCCGUUUUCCAGAUUGGUGGCAACUGCUUGGACAUUCUUGCUGCCAUGGAGAAAGCUCUUCCUGCUAGGCCUGUUGUCAUGAACUCACCUCCUUCUCCAUACAGCAACGUCAUUGGAACCAUCUCAUAA
Messenger RNA from Arachis stenosperma, 642 nucleotides. RefSeq lists its product as uncharacterized. Gene Ontology annotation, molecular function: enzyme inhibitor activity. NCBI's taxonomy places the organism in Eukaryota, Viridiplantae, Streptophyta, Magnoliopsida, Fabales, Fabaceae. The transcript has a single exon. The coding region runs from base 1 to 642 and encodes 213 amino acids. The record is from RefSeq and is a predicted model, not a curated record.